AUGGACUGCCUGCUGCGCGUCUGCCUCGCGCUGCUCAUCCACGUCAGAUCCCAGAUCCUGGCGGGCGACUUUGCGGCCAACGUGAAGCUGCUGCAGCGGUACCCGGCGGUGGACGUGGCGGAGGUGCUGGCGGCCGCCGCGUCGAUGCCGUGCUGCGACGACAUUGUGCCGCCGCCGGGGCCGGCGCUGCGGGGACCCUUGUAA
Messenger RNA from Monoraphidium neglectum, 204 nucleotides. RefSeq lists its product as hypothetical. The transcript has a single exon. The record is from RefSeq and is a predicted model, not a curated record. Bases 1 to 204 code for a protein of 67 amino acids. NCBI's taxonomy places the organism in Eukaryota, Viridiplantae, Chlorophyta, Chlorophyceae, Sphaeropleales, Selenastraceae.